This is a messenger RNA of Gossypium raimondii (Peruvian cotton), 1087 nucleotides long. Its product is annotated as pentatricopeptide repeat-containing protein At4g38150. The record is from RefSeq and is a predicted model, not a curated record. Gene Ontology annotation, molecular function: protein binding. NCBI's taxonomy places the organism in Eukaryota, Viridiplantae, Streptophyta, Magnoliopsida, Malvales, Malvaceae. The coding region runs from base 61 to 1005 and encodes 314 amino acids. The transcript has a single exon.
CUCUGUUCGCCUUCUUCCAGCUCUGGAACUUUCUUCUAACUGAGAUUAAUACCGCAAAAAAUGUCAUCCAUGGCCAUGGCUAAGGUAAGAAUAUGUCGUUGCCUUUUUUCAUCUAAACAUUCAUCAUCCCUGUCUUUCUUCAUUAGAAAAGCCUAUUUCUUCUCACUUCGAACGUUUCUCAACAACUCAAACCCCCAUAUUUCCUCUUCAUUUUAUCUGCCCACUGCAACCCAUAGUAGAUUUACAGUACUCUCAUCCCCCUUCUCUUCCUCUCCCCGCACCCCAAACCAUACCAAAAUUAACACCAAGGUCAACUUUUCUCCCCCUGACUCAGACUCUGAAGAUGAACAAGAACAAAAAAACGAUUCCAAACAAGAAUUUGACAAAUCCAAAUUCCCUCCUCCUUACGACCCCUUUAACAAGAAACCGGUUAUCGAAGAAGUGCAAGACCCCAAAAACCUGCAACAAGUGUUCCACAAUAUGAGAGGAGACGGCCUCAUCAACAAUGCUGUUAAGAUGUUCGAUGCAUUGUCAAAAGACGGACUGACCCAUGAAGCAUUGGAACUUUUUUCAGAGUUUAAAGAUAAGGGCCAGAUGCCGGACGUUGUUGCUCAUACAGCAGUUAUUGAAGCUUAUGCCAACGCGGGUCAGAGUAAAGAAGCUCUCAAAAGUUAUAUGCGGAUGUUGGCAUCUGGGGUUGCACCCAAUGCUUACACUUAUACUGUUCUCAUCAAAGCUCUUGCCGCUGCUGAUGCUAAGCAUCUUGUGGAUGCAAAAAAGUAUUUGAUGGAGAUGAUAGGGAAAGGGAUGAGGCCUAAUGCACCUACUUACACGGCGGUUUUUGAGGCGUUUGCGAGGGUGGAGAAGAUGGAGGAGGCCAAGGAGUUUUUGGGGCAGAUGAAGGAGAAGGGAUUUGUGGCUGAUGAGAAGGAUGUGAGAGCGGUUCUUAGUAAUAAGAGAGGGCCAGUAUUUCGAAGCGUUAUGAGUGUUCUGUUUGAUAAAUGAUUAGACAAGUUUUCUUGGCCGGUCUUAGGCUCUUGAAUUUGCUGCUUGUUUUCCUUUUCCCCAUAAUGCUUGCUCAGCCAAA